Messenger RNA from Nothoprocta perdicaria, 381 nucleotides. RefSeq names its product scale keratin-like. NCBI's taxonomy places the organism in Eukaryota, Metazoa, Chordata, Aves, Tinamiformes, Tinamidae. The record is from RefSeq and is a predicted model, not a curated record. The transcript has 2 exons. The coding region runs from base 34 to 381 and encodes 115 amino acids.
GGAAAAAGGCAAGUUUGCCUCCAUCKCAGCAAGAUGACUUUCUUCCAAGGCCAGUGUGAGGAUGACUGCUACUAUCCCUACAGCUACGGGAACCUCUAUGGCUACCGGGGCUAUGACUGCGGCAGCCCCUGCGGCUACCGGAGCUUCGGGGGGCUCUACAGCUCCCGGGGGCUCUAUGGCCUGGGCGACCGGUUCGGCUACCGGGGCUAUUACGGCUCUGGCGACUGCUAUGGCUAUGGGGGCCUCUAUGGGGGCCAUAGGGGCUUCUAUGGCUCUGGAGACUGCUACGGCUACGGAGGCUUGUACAGCAGCCGCUUCUCCUACCCCUUCUCUUCRCGGUAUGGCCAGAGGUUCUCCUAUGGGAACUGCUAUCCCUGCUAA